This is a messenger RNA of Syzygium oleosum, 2473 nucleotides long. RefSeq lists its product as uncharacterized. The record is from RefSeq and is a predicted model, not a curated record. NCBI's taxonomy places the organism in Eukaryota, Viridiplantae, Streptophyta, Magnoliopsida, Myrtales, Myrtaceae. Bases 262 to 2301 code for a protein of 679 amino acids. Gene Ontology annotation, molecular function: DNA binding; protein dimerization activity. The transcript has 4 exons.
UUUUGUUUCCUUUUUUCUGGCUAAAAGCUGGUCGCUCGAUGCGGAACGCGUUUUAUGCAUUUGAAUUUCGAUGCGUCAUGUUCGCCGUGGACUCGAAAUUGCAUUGUUGUUCCUCGAGGUGCGGUGCUCGCCAGUUGACGGAUCAUCGGUCUGCUCUGGUCACUGCGAUUGCUGCGCCACCGGAAAAAUCGCUGCUAAUUUACUCGUACAUUUCGUCUAAGGUUGAAGCACUGGCCAAAGGAAGAAGUUAUCUGCAUCGCAAUGGUGCGAGAGAAAGAUGUUUGCUGGGAAUAUGCUGAGAAAUUGGAUGGAAACAAGGUAAGGUGCAAAUUUUGCCUCAGAGUCUUGAACGGGGGCAUUAGUAGGUUAAAACACCAUCUUUCUCGACUUCCGAGUAAAGGCGUGAACCCGUGUUGCAAAGUAAGGGAUGAUGUCAGUGAUAGAGUGAGGGCGAUAAUAGCUACGAAAGAGGAGGUCAAGGAACCGUCUAACUCUAAAAAGCCAAAGUUGGCAGUACCGGAAACUAAGCCUCCGGGAAGUAUAUCGGCGAAUAAAGUUUUUACAUCCACGGAUGCUUCACCUCCGAUGACGAAGGUCUUCUCUCCUGUCUCACCUAUGGGAUCUUCGUGUUUAAGCAACCAAGAAAAUGCCGAGAGAAGUGUUGCUCUGUUCUUCUUUGAAAAUAAGCUGGACUUCGUCGUUGCUCGAUCUUCAUCGUAUCAGUUAAUGAUUGAUGCUGUUGGUAAAUGCGGUUCUGGAUUCAUCCCACCAUCUGCAGACACGUUGAGAACGACAUGGCUGGGAAAGAUCAAGUCUGAAGUAAGUCUGCAGUCCAAAGAUACUGAGAAAGAGUGGUCAACCACGGGUUGCACUAUCAUUGCAGAUACAUGGACUGACAAUAAGUCAAGAGCAUUUAUCAACUUUUUAGUUUCAUCACCGUCUAGAACCUUUUUCCACAAAUCUAUCGAUGCAUCCUCGUACUUUAAGAACGUCAAAUGCCUCGCGGACUUGUUUGAUUCUGUGAUCCAAGAUUUUGGCCCAGAAAAUGUCGUGCAAAUAAUCAUGGACAGUAGUUUAAAUUACACUGGCGUGGCCAACCACAUCCUCCAGAACUAUGGGACAAUUUUUGUAUCGCCCUGUGCUUCUCAAUGUAUGAAUUUGAUCCUGGAGGAAUUUUCCAGGGUAGAUUGGGUGAACAGAUGUAUCUCACAAGCACAGACCAUCUCAAAGUUCAUCUACAACAACGCGAUGAUGCUAGAUCUCAUGAAGAGGUUCACAGGGGGACAGGAACUUAUUAGGACGGGUAUCACAAAGUCCAUAUCAAACUUCCUUUCACUGCAAUCUAUACUGAAGCAAAAGUCAAAACUGAAGCAUAUGUUCAACAGUCCUGAGUAUUCGAUGAACUCGUCAUACUCAAAUAAACCCCAAAGCAUCUCUUGUAUUGCCAUAGUUGAGGAUAAUGAGUUCUGGAGAGCUGUGGAAGAGAGUGUUGCCAUUUCCGAGCCAUUCCUUCGAGUACUGAGAGAAGUUUCUGGGGGAAAACCAGCUGUGGGUUCAAUAUACGAGCUAAUGACUAGGGCCAAGGAAUCUAUCCGGACAUACUAUAUCAUGGACGAGAGUAAGUGCAAAGUGUUUCUAGAUAUAGUUGAUAGAAAAUGGAGGGAUCAGCUACAUUCACCUCUGCAUUCUGCUGCUGCAUUUUUAAACCCUAGCAUCCAAUACAAUCCAGAAAUCAAAUUUCUUGGAUCUAUAAAGGAAGACUUCUUUAAGGUUCUAGAGAAGUUGCUUCCAGCGCCUGACAUGAGACGUGAUAUCACCAAUCAGAUCUUUACCUUCACAAGGGCGAAAGGAAUGUUUGGCUGUAGCUUAGCCAUGGAGGCAAGAGAGACAGUUGCACCUGGACUUUGGUGGGAACAAUAUGGAGACUCUGCACCAGCACUGCAGCGAGUCGCCAUAAGAAUACUGAGCCAGGUCUGCAGCACUUUCACAUUCGAGAGGAACUGGAGCGCGUUCCAGCAGAUCCACUCAGAGAAGCGCAACAAGAUCGACAAGGAAACGAUGAACGACCUCAUCUACAUCAACUCCAAUCUCAAAUUAGCGAGGCAGAUGAGAUCUCCGGAGGCUGACCCGAUUCAAUUCGACGACAUCGACAUGACUUCGGAGUGGGUAGAAGAGAGCGAGAACCCGAGCCCGACCCAGUGGCUCGAUCGGCUGAGCUCCGCUCUGGAUGGAAACGACCUGAACACUAGACAGUUCAACGCGUCGAUCUUUAGUACAAACGACACUAUAUUCGGAUUGUGAUAUUGUAGCAUUGCUGUCCUAAGUUUAUUACACGUAAUGUAAUGUAAUGUUCGUAUGGUAGCUCUAGCUCUGUAUCUUGUUGUAGAUGAAGGAAAUUAGUCGCUUCUGUACGUGUUUGGCGCCAGUACUCAUAAACUCAAGCCAAAAAGGAAGAUUAUGUUAUCCAUUCUCA